This is a messenger RNA of Cucurbita moschata (crookneck pumpkin), 1344 nucleotides long. RefSeq names its product UDP-rhamnose/UDP-galactose transporter 2-like. Bases 25 to 1062 code for a protein of 345 amino acids. NCBI's taxonomy places the organism in Eukaryota, Viridiplantae, Streptophyta, Magnoliopsida, Cucurbitales, Cucurbitaceae. Gene Ontology annotation, molecular function: antiporter activity; UDP-galactose transmembrane transporter activity. The transcript has 5 exons. The record is from RefSeq and is a predicted model, not a curated record. Gene Ontology annotation, cellular component: Golgi apparatus.
ACGAGAGAGAAAGAAGAAAGAGAAAUGGAGGGUGAUAAGAAAUCAUCGCCGGUGUCGGAUGUUGGGGCAUGGGCGAUGAAUAUCAUCAGCUCAGUCGGGAUUAUCAUGGCCAACAAGCAGCUCAUGUCUGCCAAUGGUUACGCUUUCAGUUUCGCCACAACUUUGACUGGGUUCCACUUUGCGGUGACUGCACUAGUCGGUCUGGUCUCGAAUGCCACUGGUUAUUCCUCAUCAAAGCAUGUUCCUUUGUGGGAGCUCUUUUGGUUUUCUAUUGUCGCAAAUAUGUCUAUCACGGGAAUGAACUUUAGUCUCAUGUUGAAUUCAGUGGGAUUCUACCAAAUCUCGAAACUUAGUAUGAUCCCUGUGGUUUGUGUGAUGGAGUGGAUCCUUCAUAACAAGCACUACUCAAAAGAAGUGAAAACUGCUGUUGUAGUAGUAGUAAUUGGUGUGGGAGUUUGCACUGUCACUGAUGUAAAAGUUAAUCUCAAAGGUUUUCUGUGUGCGUGCAUAGCCGUCUUGUCAACAUCUUUGCAGCAAAUUACUAUAGGUUCACUGCAAAAGAAGUACUCCAUUGGGUCUUUUGAAUUGCUGAGCAAGACAGCACCUAUUCAAGCCCUCUCUCUCCUGCUUCUCGGACCAUUUAUUGAUUACUACCUUAGCGACAAAUCUCUACUGAACUAUAAAAUGUCUUCUGGUGCCCUUUUGUUCAUCCUCCUUUCAUGCACUCUUGCUGUGUUCUGCAAUGUGAGUCAAUAUCUGUGCAUUGGGCGUUUCUCAGCUGUGUCCUUCCAGGUGUUAGGUCACAUGAAAACAGUGUGUGUUCUCACAUUGGGGUGGCUGCUCUUCGAUUCAGAACUGACCUUGAAAAAUAUAUCAGGCAUGAUUUUAGCCGUUGUUGGUAUGGUCAUUUAUAGUUGGGCUGUGGAGGUUGAGAAGCAAUCUGGGGUGAAGACUAAUAUCAAUGUGAAACAUAGCCUGACGGAAGAGGAAAUUAGACUUCUGAAGGACGGAAUGGAAUCCAAACCAGUGAAGGAUAUUGAACUUGGUGAGACUAAAGGAUAAAUUUCACUUUGUUUGUUAGGUCAUGGUAUUGUUUAUGUUGUGUUUACAGUCUAGACUUAUCCAUUUCCUUGUCCUUGCACCCAUCAAUUUUAGAUGUUAUAAAGCUCGUGUAGAAACCUUGGCCGCCCCUAUAUUUUUCUUGUUCACAUUUAUAUUUAUACGUUUAUAUCAUGUAUAUUUCUUUUUUCUUCACAUUAUUUAUGCCAACAGAAUAGUUGUAAGUCCAUGAACGGAUGGUAAAAUGUAAACGUCAUUUGUAAUGGGUCAACUUUUAUUUGAUUU